Molecule: messenger RNA, 663 nt
Organism: Colletotrichum chrysophilum
Lineage: Eukaryota; Fungi; Ascomycota; Sordariomycetes; Glomerellales; Glomerellaceae
Exons: 2
Coding region: 1-663 (220 amino acids)
Source: RefSeq, a predicted model, not a curated record
AUGAAGACGUCCGCCUUUGCAAUCUGCUCCUCCUCCAACGCCUUGAACCUCUUCGCCCUCGUCAAGCAGUACCACCCUGACAAGCACGCCUCAAACCCUCUCGACGCCUUGCCCGCAGCCACUCGUCUAGAACGCUACCGCCUCGUCGUCCUCGCAAAUGACAUCCUCUCUAGUCCAGACAGACGCCGCGCCUACGACUCGUGGGGCGCGGGCUGGCAUCUACCCGGCACCGGCGCGGACGACACCCGUGAUAUUCACGAGAUGUACCGUGAAGCCGACCGCAGAUGGCGCCACAGCCCGAAUAACCCGGGCAUGAAUGCCACCUGGGAAGACUGGGAGAAAUGGCACGACAGAAAUGAGGGCAAGGAAAAGCAGCAGCCCCUGUACAUGUCCAAUGCAAGUUUCGCGGCCCUGGUGCUGGCAGCGCUGGCGGUCGGGACGGUAGCGCAGACGACUCGCAUGGAUAAUCACUCUGCGGUCUUUCUUGAAAAGAGGGCGCUACACGAGGCGAAUAUUAGUGAGGGCUUGAGGAGGCAGAACGCCGCGGUGGCUGGCAAGGGGCGAGAGGAGAGGAUCGAGAGGUUCCUGCGGGAGAGAGAGAACAUUAAUUACGGAUUCGCACCGGAGACGAUUGGCGGGAGGCCUAGCCCUGGUACGAAGUAG